AUGGCAACUGACCUUUGCUACACGCUUGUUUAUCAAGAUGACGCGACAGAAACACCCUCCCUUCAAGAAUUUCAGAGAGCUUUUGAAAAGGGUUCUGACGAAACUCGCAUCGAAACAAUGAAAAAGUUACUUGUCAUCAUGUUAAAUGGAGAUCCCAUGGAAAAGCUUUUAUUACAUGUCAUUCGUUUUGUUUUACCAUCUAGAAACAAGCAAUUGAAAAAAUUAUUGCAAUUUUAUUGGGAAAUAUGUCCAAAGACAAAACCGGAUGGAAAACUUAAAGAUGAGUUUAUUUUAGUCUGUAACGCUCUUAUGAAUGAUCUUCAACACCCUAAUGAAUAUAUUCGAGGUUCAACUCUUCGUUUUUUAUGUAAAAUUAAAGAACCUGAGGUUCUUGAGCCUCUUGUUCCUUCUGUCAGAGCUUGUUUGGAACAUCGCCACUCUUAUGUCAGAAAGAAUGCUGUAUUUGCUAUUGGUUCCAUUUACAAGACAUUUGACCAUCUCUUUCCAGAUGCACCUGAAGUAGUUCAAUCCUUUUUACUCUCGGAAGCUGAUAUGACAUGUAGACGUAAUGCUUUUGUUGUCUUAUGCAAUGUAGAUCAAGCUCUUGCUGUUCAAUAUUUAUUACAAGUUAUUGAUUCUGUACCUACUUUUGAUGAAUUAUUGCAAUUAGCUGUUAUAGAAUUAAUUCGUAAAGAUUCUAAAAACAGUUCCGCAAACAAGGCGGCUUAUAUUCGUUGUUUAUCCGAACUUUUGGCUGCUGCUUCUCAUUCUGUUAAAUAUGAAGCUGCAGCCAUUCUUUUAUAUUUAACUACAAGCCCUGCUGCUGUUAAAGCUGCUGCUUCUUGUUAUAUUGAGCUUAUUGUUAAGGAGUCUGAUAACAAUGUAAAGCUCAUUGUUCUUGAUCGACUUGAAGAGAUUAGAAAUAAGCAUGAUCGCGUAUUAGAUGAUUUAGUUAUGGAUAUUCUUCAAGUUUUAAAUAGUCCUGACAUUGAUGUUCGUCGUAAGGCUAUUCGUAUUGCAUUAGAAAUGGUUUCUUCGAGAAAUGUCCAAGAAGUUGUUCUUUUCCUCAAAAAGGAAUUAACAAAGACCCAAGAUGAUGCAUAUGAAAAGAAUGCUGAAUACCGUCAACUUUUGAUUCAAUCUAUUCAUACGUGCGCUAUUAAAUUCUCAGAAGUUGCAGCUAAUGUCGUUCAUGUUCUUAUGGAAUUCUUAGGCGAUUCUAAUAACCCAGCUGCUGUAGAUGUUGUUUCAUUUGUACGUGAAGUAGUUGAAAAAUUCCCUGGAUUAAGAGAAUCAAUUUUGGAAAAAUUAUUAGAUAUAUUUACAGAUAUGAAAUCAGGAAAAGUAUUCCGUGGUGCACUUUGGAUUAUUGGUGAAUAUUGUGAAACCGUAAAAGAAAUUGAUGAUGCAUGGAAACAAAUUCGUCAAGCCUUAGGUGAGAUUCCAUUAUUAGCUUCAGAACAAAAAUUAUUAGAUGCUGCAGAAGCUGCAGAAGAUGAAGAAAAGGAAGGAGAAAAAUCAACUACUACUGUUCCUUCGGGUGCUGCUGCUCCUCGACGUAUUCUCGCUGAUGGAACUUAUGCUAGUGAAAGCGCUUAUACUGAAUCUUCUGCUGCAGCAUCAAGAUUAGAAGCUGUCAAGACAGCAAAGAAACCACCCCUUCGUUCACUUAUCCUUGCUGGUGAUUAUUUCUUAAGUACUGUUCUUUCAACCGCUCUUACAAAAUUAGUACUUCGUUAUAGCACACUUGUUGAUGAUGCUACGCUUGUAAAUACUCGCCAGGCUGAAGCAAUGUUAAUCAUGACAAGUAUUUUACGAGUUGGUCAGUCAAAAUUUGUUACUUUUGAGAUUGACGAGGAUUCCUAUGACCGUAUUAUGCAAGACUUGCGUAUAGUUGGCACAGCAGGUGAUGAUAAUGAAAACAACACAAAGAUCAAUGCUGUAUACCUUCAAGAUACACGUGAAGUUUAUAGUAAGCAACUUCAAACAGAAGAUAAACGUUUAGCAGAUGCUAAAGCUGAAAAUGAAGCCAGUGUUCAGGUCCAAGUAGAUGAUGUGAUUGCGUUCCGUCAAUUUGAAAAGAAAUCAGGAGGUAUUGCUGAUGAAUAUGAUAAAGACCUCUCUCGGGCUACUGGUACAUUGGAUGAUAAAAAUGAUUUAAUGUCCAAAUUGAAUCGUAUUGUUCAACUUACUGGCUUCUCUGAUAAGGUUUAUGCUGAAGCAGUUGUUAAUGUGCAUCAGUAUGAUAUUUUGAUGGAUGUUUUGAUUGUAAAUCAAACAAACGAAACUUUACAAAACUUGACAGUUGAAUUUGCUACCUUGGGUGAUUUAAAAUUAGUAGAUCGUCCUGCUACACAUAAUUUGGCACCUCAUUCCUUCUUAACUGUGAAGGCACCUAUUAAGGUUUCUUCUACAGAAACUGGUGUUAUCUUUGGUAAUAUUGUUUAUGAUUCUCAUGGUUCUACUGAAAAUUGUGUUGUCUUAAAUGAUAUACACAUUGAUAUUAUGGAUUAUAUCAAUCCUGCUUAUUGUAAUGAGACUCAAUUCCGUUCCAUGUGGACAGAGUUUGAAUGGGAAAACAAAGUUAACGUUAAUACUACUAUUAGUGACUUGAGAGAAUAUUUGCAACAUAUUAUGGACUCAACUAAUAUGAGUUGUUUAACACCCAAGAGGCAAUUGGAAGGAGAUUGUGGAUUCUUAUCAGCUAAUAUGUAUGCUAGAAGUAUCUUUGGUGAAGACGCACUGGCAAACUUGAGUAUAGAAAAGAGCGGUGAUGGACCUAUUACUGGUCAUAUUCGUAUUCGUUCAAAGACUCAAGGUAUUGCUUUAAGUCUUGGUGAUAAAAUUACAUUAGCACAAAAGAUAGUUGCUUAA
Molecule: messenger RNA, 2874 nt
Organism: Cokeromyces recurvatus
Lineage: Eukaryota; Fungi; Mucoromycota; Mucoromycetes; Mucorales; Mucoraceae
Product: adaptin N terminal region-domain-containing protein
Exons: 9
Coding region: 1-2874 (957 amino acids)
Biological process (GO): intra-Golgi vesicle-mediated transport; endoplasmic reticulum to Golgi vesicle-mediated transport; intracellular protein transport
Cellular component (GO): cytoplasm; COPI vesicle coat
Molecular function (GO): structural molecule activity
Source: RefSeq, a predicted model, not a curated record